AUGCCUCUCCCCUUCAUAUUCCACACGAUCCGCAAUGGCCCGCCCCAAUGGGUGACGGUCCACGCGUGGGAGCUGGCCUACACGGCUCUGGCCGUCCCUUCCCUCGUCUUUCUCAAGCUCUUCACGGCGGGCCGGAGCAACAAGUCGGAGCGGCCGCUGCACGGCAAGGUGAUCAUCAUAACGGGCGGCACGACGGGAAUAGGAGCACAGAUAGUGGAUGACCUGGCGGGACGGGGCGCUCAGCUGGUGUUGCUGACGCAGGUGGCGCCCUCGGACCCGUUCUUGGCCGAGUACAUCCAGGACCUGCGCGACAAGCACGACAAUCAGCUCAUCUACGCCGAGCAGGUCAACCUGGCCAGCCUUCACGACAUCCGGCGCUUUGCCACCAAGUGGAUCGACAACGUGCCGCCGCGCCGGCUGGACAUGGUCAUCCUCUGCGCCGCGACGCUCACCCCCCCCGGCGGAGAGCGCAGGCUGACGGACGAGGGCGUCGAGGAGACGUGGAUGGUCAACUACCUGGCCAACUUCCACCUGCUGAGCAUCCUGAGCCCGGCCCUGCGCGCCCAGCCUGUCGACAGAGACGUCCGGAUCCUGGUGGCCACGUGCUCGUCGUACAUCGGGGCCCCGUCGCUGAAGGAUCCGUUCACGGACGAGGACUGGACCCCCACCAAGGCCUACGCGCGCAGCAAGCUGGCCCUCAACGUCUUCGCCAACGCCUACCAGAAGCACCUGGACUCGUACAAGCGUCCCGACGGGCUCCCCAUGAACUCGCGCGUGGUCAUGGUGGACCCGGGCCUGUGCCGCACCCUAGGCAUGCGCCGUUGGCUGACACGGGGCAGCCUCACCGGGCUGGCCGUCUACCUCUCGUUCUACCUGGUCCCUUGGUUCCUGCUCAAGUCCCCUAAGAUGGGGGCCCAGUCCUUCCUGUACGGCGCCAUGGAGGCCAGCCUUGGCCGCGGGCCGGGCGCCAGGCUCAUCAAGGAGUGCCAGCAGGUCGACCCUGCCAGGUCAGAGGUCAGGGACGACAAAGUGGCCAAGAAGCUCUGGGAGGAGAGCGACGCCCUGAUUGAAAAGGUAGAGAAGGCCCAGGCGAAGAAGAGGGCGGCCGCCAAGAAGGCGGCUGCCGCCAAUGCCAGUACGGAUGACGACGACGCUAAGAGCAUCUCCAAGAAAUCGGCAUCUUCCUCAUCUAGGAAGAAGGAUGAGAAGGAGAACAAGGAUGAGAAGGAGAAGAAGGAAGAGAAGGAGAAGAGGGAGGAGAAGGAGAAGAGGGACGAGAAGGAAGAGAAGGAGAAGAGGGAAGUGAAGGAGAAGAAGGAAGAGAAGGAGAAGAGGGAGGAGAAGGAGAAGAAGGAAGAGAAGGAGAAGAAGGAAGAGAAGGAGAAGAGGGAGGAGAAGGAGAAGAAGUAUGAGAAGGAGAAGAAGGAUGAGAAGGAGAAGAAGGAAGAGAAGGAGAAGAAAGACGAGAAGGAAAAGAAGGAAAAGGAGAGCAAGAAGAAGGACAAGGAGAGUAGCAAGUCUAAGAGUGAAAAGGAAAAGUCCAAGCCGUCCAAGAAGAGGAGCAGUAAAAAGUCGGACACGAAGUCAGAUUUAUAG
Molecule: messenger RNA, 1596 nt
Organism: Geosmithia morbida
Lineage: Eukaryota; Fungi; Ascomycota; Sordariomycetes; Hypocreales; Bionectriaceae
Product: KR domain
Exons: 1
Coding region: 1-1596 (531 amino acids)
Source: RefSeq, a predicted model, not a curated record